Ornithodoros turicata is the source of this 1128-nucleotide messenger RNA. Its product is annotated as sushi, von Willebrand factor type A, EGF and pentraxin domain-containing protein 1-like. The transcript has a single exon. The coding region runs from base 1 to 1128 and encodes 375 amino acids. Lineage: Eukaryota; Metazoa; Arthropoda; Arachnida; Ixodida; Argasidae. The record is from RefSeq and is a predicted model, not a curated record.
AUGGAAUUACCAGCGCAGCAUAUUCUUCCGAUAUUCCGCGAACACAUGUUUUUUGCAUGCACCAGCAUUCUGCUAUUCUUCACUGACAGCAUCGAGGGCCUUCCAAAUGGGAGGUGUAGCGCCGAGGACGAUACAGCUCAUGCAACGUUUUACAGCUUCGACGCGUACAAAGACUUCUACGAUGAUGGUGAUCACGCAAACUACACCUGCCAACCCGGACACAGAACGAACAAGGUACCAAGGUACAGAGAAGCUGUCUGCCGAAACGGUGUGUGGAUAUAUGGAGCGGGCAACGACAAUCUACAGUGUUAUCCACUCAACUGUGGCUACCCUGGCAACAUCGACCAUGGCACCGUCAUCGAAUCUGUGUUCACGUUCCCGAACUCAGUAACGUUUAAAUGCGAUCGAGGCUACCGUAUUGAGAAGAAUGUAAAAAUGUAUUGUCAGUCAGACGGAAAGUGGUCGCCGCCGGAACUGCCGAACUGCGCUCGGAUCCAAUGUGUGCAGCUCACCGCACCAGCGAACAGUAAGAUUGAGACAAUCGAUAGGGACUUUGGGGGAGUAGUGCGUUACACCUGCAACCCGGGCUUCAGUGCUGUCGGCAACGUUGAACGUCACUGCGAAGGUCAGGGUACAUGGAGCGGAACUGAGCCCACGUGUGAGGAAGUCAAGUGUCCUAAGCCACUGGCCCCCAACCAUGGUACGUUUUCUGGCACUGACACCCGUGUCGGAUCGAAAGUGACGUACACAUGCGACGCCGAUGGCUCAACGCAGACAGUAGUGUGUCUCAUUGAAGGGUUUUGGUCACAGGACCCCAUAGCCUGCCCUGCUCCAAUUACACAAGGACCCUCACGGACGGAGAGUACAACAAAAACAACUUCCGCACAACCUACCUCAGCCGCUACCAAGGGGGAAGGACCGCAUCCUGUGGAGUCGACGACAGGGACGGAUUCUGAAACUGAAAAGCAGUCGUCAACCAACUGGGGCGUUGUGCUAGUGCUCGUUGUGACAGUGACCUUGGUAGUCACUGGAGCUAUAUUGUUCAUCUAUUAUUGGUUCAGCGGGGCAGAAAUCCCAGGGAUGUCUGUUAAUAGACAAGGUCUACUUACACCUUCACAUAAUGAAUGA